AUGGAGGUACCAAUUGAAGAGCGAGACACCAAGGGCAAAGAGAAGGUGGUUCUGGGGUCUUACGGCGACAACCCCUGGGGUGAAGACGAGGCCGAACAACGGGAGGACGCCGGCAUCAGCGCUUCCGGCGAUGGCAGUGAGAAGCGGUUCCUCAUUGUCACCAUCGGCACCCGCGGCGACCUUCAGCCCUACGUUGCCCUCACCAAGGCUAUGCAGUCGGCUGGGUGGGUGGUGGGGUUCGUGGCGAGCGAGGCGUUCGCGGAGUUCGUAGCGGAGCACACGCACCAAGUGGAGUUCUUCCCGCUGCUCGGCAACCCUGCCGCCAUCGUCAACUCGCCCCAGUUCGUCAAAGCCUUCUACGAAGGAGGAAUGCAGGAGCAGAUGAACGUGAUGCUGGAGGAGACGAAGGAAUGGACGGAGCCCAACUACCACCGCGUGUGGGAAGCGGCCAAGCAGUUCAGGCCGGACCUCAUCCUCACCGGCAUCACCACCCUCUCCGAGGUGCUGGCCGUGGGCCAGAAGCUGCGCGUGCCGGUCGUGGCGGCCUGCACCCUGCCCAUCUACCCCACCAGCGAGUGGGCGCCCGUCACAGCCGUGGCCAAGCCCCUGCCUCUCGGCUUCCUCAACUCCUUUGCCCAAUGGGCUACCUUCAAACUGUUGUGGUCGUUCCUCUCGGGCAACAUCAACAAGUUCAGGGCCUCGCUGGGGCUCGCCAAGCAGGAGAGCUACGUGGUCGAUGCCGCGCCGCAGCUCUGUCUUUACAGCGAACAGGUGGUGCCCUACCCACAUGACUGGCCGGUUGAUCUGAUCGAAGUGACCGGCUACUGGGACCUGAACAAAAGCGCGAAUACGAGCCUCCGCUGGUACCGUGGACGACCUCCUCUGCGCCAGACCAAUUCGGUCGAACUCGAGUCUUUCCUUGACGAGGGCGACGCACCUGUCUACAUGGGCUUUGGUUCCAUGCCACUCAAGAAUGCAACCGAACUGGCGCUGGACUUUUGUGAGGUUCUCAAGAAGCUCAACCGGCGAGGUGUGGUGCAGUUGGGCUGGUCGCAGGAGAAGGCCAAGGUCGCCCAGGCUCUCGCCGGGCAGACCCACGUCCGUCUCCUGCCCGACCUCCCUCACGAAUGGCUCUUCCCUCGCUGCUCCAUCAUCAUUCACCACGGAGGCGCGGGCACGACGGCGGCGGCGUUGAGGGCCGGCGUGCCGAGCGUCGUCUUCCCCGUGCUCAUGGACCAGCCCUUCUGGGCCAGCCGCGUGGCCGCGCUGGGCGCCGGACCGCAAUUGGCCAUUCCGCUGAAGAAGCUCACACGAGACAACCUCGAGUCUCAAAUACUGGCCGCUUCUGGUGAAGAGAUGGCCCUGCGAGCGCAGGCGGUGGCCGCCAGUCUGCGCAAGGAUCCGGACGGUGUGGCCGCGGCGGUGAAGUGGCUGGAGAAGUACGCCGCCUCGCCCCAGCACCCGCGAAACCACGGCUCGCGCCAGCCGACGACCGACGACGGCCUCGUGGCCUGGCUGCCCGACGACUCGGUGCAAGAGUGCAUGGAGUGCAAGACGGGCUUCUCGUUCCUCAACCGCCGACACCACUGUCGAGUCUGCGGCGGCAUUUUCUGCGGCCAGUGCGUGAUCAAGCAGACUCGAGUGCUCAACCACUCCCGCGCGCAAGCUCUUCCCGUGUGCCGUUUGUGCCGCACGAACGCCUAG
Acanthamoeba castellanii str. Neff is the source of this 1704-nucleotide messenger RNA. RefSeq names its product FYVE zinc finger domain containing protein. Bases 1 to 1704 code for a protein of 567 amino acids. Gene Ontology annotation, molecular function: UDP-glycosyltransferase activity; metal ion binding; hexosyltransferase activity. The transcript is spliced from 11 exons. Lineage: Eukaryota; Discosea; Longamoebia; Acanthamoebidae. The record is from RefSeq and is a predicted model, not a curated record. Gene Ontology annotation, biological process: carbohydrate metabolic process.